Messenger RNA from Heterobilharzia americana, 5413 nucleotides. Lineage: Eukaryota; Metazoa; Platyhelminthes; Trematoda; Strigeidida; Schistosomatidae. The record is from the annotation of a GenBank genome assembly.
ACUGGCAGUCACUUAUCACUGAGAUGAUAGUACUUACCCUUUGUCUCUACUAAAGUCUGUUGUUUUCUUUUUUUGGCAUGUAAAGAAUUUCGCACCACAAUUUGAUGUAUGCGUUCAGAACAAAUAGAUCUUUAUAGAUGUAACUCAAGAAGUGAUCCUUAGAUAUACGCUUCCCUAUGUUGAUAGUAGUCUAUUUUGGGCAUAGUGUUUAUACCGGAACCAACUGCAUUGGUGUGACAUUGCUAAAGAAAAAGACAUUUGAUAUGUGAAUAUUUAUAUUGCAGACUUAUUCUGCAAAAUGCUAACCAGCACGCUAUGAAUUUUGUAUUUCGAUACAGCUUACUGAAAAGAGACAGUUUGAACGAUUUGGGAUCAUGCUCACAAUCAGUAGUACUGUGAAGAUCCGAUCACAUUUUAAAAUUAUCAAUGAAAGGUGCUAAUACUGUUUUCUGAUGAGAAGGGAAAUAGGUCGGGUUACACAAACGCAUUGGAAGUGAUAUACUUGAAUUGCUGACUUGAACACUUGUUGGUUAAGGCUCCAUGCUACCAGAAAGUUAUCAAACUAGAAGCUAGUUCAUUUGGCUCAUGGUGCUGACAAGACACACCAAGCGUUUUACACAGGUACCCAUAGUGGGCAUGGUUCUUUUACUUGUAAAUUACUGCACGAGGGCCAGUUUGCACCAUUUGUGAGCCUAAAAGUAGUAAUUGAGUUUAUGCUGUUAACGGCUAUUAGACUUGUUUGUGAUCUGUGUGGGUUUAAACAUAUCCGACUUUAGGUAGUGUAUUUUGAUCCAAUCAUAUUCCCUUCACUACCAUGUUAGCAAUAAGAACUCACCAUUCGUCUCCGUAAAAUAAUAAAGGCAAACCAUUCCUCCUUACUAACAGGUAAGUUUACAAAAGGUUUUGAUAUAUAAUUAAAUUUCGUGAGAAAUUCGUUGACUGUGUAAAUCUUACGGUCUUCUUUGUCCACCUGAGACAAUUAGCAUUCACAUUGAACCAAUCACCUCCACUCAUUGUGCUAGAGGCCGGGAACAAAAGAUACUGGUAGUUGUACCCAGAGUACGUUACUACGAUUAUUGUUGAAUAUCAGCGGUAUCGUAAAAUGCAAACAUGGAUCCUUGUGUUUACGUGUAAUAAAAGGAACAUUUUUGAUGAAGCAGGGGAUUCUCAGUGUGGGGCUUGGUUCAUUUUGUUUGGUUGCACACCUGUGGGUGCAACAGACUUUUCGACUUAUCUUUGUAUAGCUUGGAGGCAACGAUUUCCUGCUUGUACUUUUUCUCUUGCGGUUUGUAGGAUAGGUGUUUGGAGGGGUUAGAAAGUUGCCAGUAAAGUCAAUUAUUUGCAGCUUUUUCCUUUACAGACACCUGAAAGUGUUAUUGUUAACCUAAGUUGUGAAAGACUAGAUCUGUGGUUGGUAGUAGGCAGUGACUGGCUGACUGACAAAAGGAACAUGGGACCUGUUGCGAAUGCAUCGGCUCAAGUUACCACAGUCGUAUGCGAAGAACAGGUGGAUAGGGGAAGGCUGAUGUCGAGGUGGAAAAUGUAUGAGAGAAUAAUCAAUUCGAAGAUAAAGGUUAGUGCAAGUAUUCAAGCCUAAAAAAAGUCAGGGAGUGAAUACAUCUGUGCCAUAGUGACCAAGUUCCAGCGGUGUCAGCAAGAGAUCUCAACCACUCAUUCCUGUCAUCUCGGGUACCCCGACGAGUUGGUCUGCAUCUCCCCACACAAUUCACACCAACGGUGAGGCUUCAUCGACUGGUGGAGUGGGCAGUAAAAGAAAAGGGGGAAGAGAGUCGGUUUGUAGUAAUACUGACAAUAAUAAAGUCAGUACCAGUAUAGUGGGAGAUGGUGCUUCGUGCAUACGCUGGAGUAAAGCUGGAAAGGAGUCAGUGAGCAAGUAUUAUUGGUAAGCGAUAUGUACUUGUGUGUUUGUCCGAAAUUGGUUUAAAGUAGUUAGCUGAGACGACUGUUGUUACUGAUUGCAGGGAGUUCCAUAACGUGCGUAUUUUGACAGAAAAGUUAGUCUGCACUAUCGUCCUAGCUCUCUACCUGGAUAUGGUGACUGAGUUCGCACAUGACUCGUUCUUCGACCGAUAGUGUUGUCCUGUUAGGGUAAUUUACUUGAUAAACAAUUUUAUAAGUUGUGGUUGUCACCUCGUCUUAGGAUAAUUCCAGAUGAACGGAUCAGGUUGUUUUAGAUGUAGCUUGCAAAUAUAACCUGCUUCUUCGACAGCUGACUUCAUUCCCUUCCUCUCGACCUAGACAGUAUUUGGCAUAAUGGUGGGGUGCCGCUGUGUUAAAUACUUCCAAAUGUGAUCUGAUGCUGGUUUUGAAAACCGUGAGUAACAACGACGGGUAAAGGUUCAAAGUUACUUUCUUAGAAGGUGCACGUUGGCGUUUUCUGUAACUAUCAUCAUAGUUGGUACUGGUGCAUUGUAUAUCAAAGUUCUAGGUUCUUCUCGUUGGGCACUUGGAUGAUUGCAUGGGCGCUAAGGGUAUGACCGAAUUUGACCACUUCAGGUGUUCGACGAUUUAUUAUCUUAGACUUCUGUAGGUUAAAACUGAAGCCGUUUUCAGCUGCUCAAGAUCGUAGCUGUAGUAUGUUGUGUUGGAGUAUCUUAGAGUCAUCUUCCGUAGUCUGACAUCAUUGGCAAAUAGAAGAGUGUAAGGAGACACUCAUGAGGAAGCCAUUCACGAUUAGCAAUAACAGAAAUGGCGUAAGGAUAGCUCCCCUAGGUACAGCUUUUCAUGAGCCCAUGAAUGCAUGUUGAAUUCUGUUUAACUUGAUGCAGAACUAUGCCCCCUAGGUGCUCUUCGGACCAAGCAGUGGUGUCCACUUUUGUAAGCUUAGCUGGGAUGGAGACGUGGGUUACUAUCAUCAGUGGCCUUAGCUAGGUUCAGGAAGAUGACAUGAGCUGCUUGUCUGUUGUCCCGGCUGGUAGUCUGAUUGUUCCAAGUAGUCAUUAGGUUUAUAGUAUAUGUCUUCUUGGUUCUAAAAGCGUGUUGGGUGAUUUUAUUUUUAUAUACGGUGUUCCAAACAGCAUCUGUCACCUGACCUCCCAGCAAGUUGGGAAAUACUGACAACAACACUUUCGGUCUGUAAUUGCUCGGGCCUAUUCAUUUACCCCCCGCCCUUGAAGACUAGCUGAAGGUUAACACACUUUAACCCCUUCGGCAAGCUGACUUCAAGAGAAUGCGUUAACAGAUUGGGAAUGAACACACUUAACACUUUUUUUGCAAUUUCAUAAUACGACCGGUCGUAUAUUAUAGCCGGAGAGUUCCCAUUUUCCUAUCGUAGAUAAUUUUGUAAACACUUGACUUCAGUCAGCAGUGCUCCGGAAUCACCCUGUGAGAUUUGGUAUUUUAUAGGUAACAAAACUGCCAUCAUCCUCAUCCUGAGCUACAAGCCUUUUCCAUCGUGUCAAAAUCAUCGAAGUGGAUAACAUGAAAGGAUGCUGUUGACGGAGAUUAUUUUGUCAAGCUCCUCUUCGAGUUGCAAGCUCAUUAGUCCAUCUAUCCAUAUGGCCUCAACUUUUUCAUGAAACCAUUGCAGUUGUCCAAUGAAGAUUUAUCAACUGAAUUCGUGCAAUCAAACACAUUGGGGUCUGAUUCAACUGAUUGUUUUGGUGUAAAUGUUUACGAAUUUCAAGAAGGAGAAGAUCUUUAUGGUACUCGUACACGUGGCUAUCAAAAACCCAAACAUAUGUGGAUGGCUAAAGAUCAGGCCCUGACAAAUAUUAAGUCGAAUAGUCUGACUCCAGCAGCAACGACAUUAGAUUUUGGAAGUGAUUUUUGUGCUAAUCAAGGUCUCAACUCUAUCCCACCAGGUCAUUUGAGAUGUCCGUCGCCAACUAAUCUGACCUAUAAUAUGGGAUCCCCGUCUACGUCUAGUAGUAUCCAGGGUCUUUCAGCAGCUAUGUCCUCAUGUACCAACACAAGCAGCAGUUUGUGUAGUCAUACAUCACCAGUUAUUGGUCCAAAUAUGACUGAGAUUACUAGCACAUGUGCAAGUCCUACUUUUAAUGAAGUUAAAAAUGAUAAAUGUUCAUCACUCAUUUAUGAACUGAACACUGCUACCAAAACAAAAAUGAAUACCAAAUCAACCACUAGAAAACGAACGACAGUAAGGGUUUCCCAAAAGAAAUCUGAACCAAUUGAUAGCACUCCAUCAUCUGCUCCUGAAAUCAGUCGAUCACAACCGUUAAAUGAUAAACAGUCUCAUCCUCACAGAAAUCGACAACCCCGUGUUCGUACCAAUCGAAAGUCUAAGCGAAGUUCUACAACUUUUGUCUCUGGUGGACUGAAAAUUCGACUUCGUCGAGAUGCUGCUCUGGAUUUCAAUGUAGGGAAAGGUAAGCGAACCAAGAGCAAGACAACCCCAGCAACUUUUCGUAUUGUGGAAUCUUGGUGUGAUGCAGAUGCUCCAGGAGGAGACUUUACGAGACGAGCUCGAGGAGCUAAUGGUAGCUCUACUUCUCCUACGUUCAGUUUGGUCUCAGGUGGUUUACGUGUGGGCGAUAUCGUUUGGGCUAAACUUGCUGGUUAUCCUUAUUGGCCAUCUCAGGUGAAUGCUAUUUGGGCUCGUACUGCUCAUCAGCUAUCUCAAGCCACUUUAUUUCCCACAUCGCAGUCGUUAGAUAGCAAUGCGUCAUCUUUGGCUGUUCUUGCAACUCCUCCAGAUCCAAGUUUAGCGGCGGGUUAUACUGCUCGUGUUGACUGGUUAGCUUGGGAUCAAUGUUCGUAUUUGAGCUGUGCAAAGUUGUAUCCUUUUAAGGAGUCCUUUGACAAACUUUAUAAUCCUCGAACCAGAGUGAAAGGCUAUGCAGAGGCUGUACGUCUUGCGAAACAAAUUGUAAAUGGAAUCUAUAUUCCCAAUGAAGGUAUGGAUUCUCAGCUGCCAAAUAUGUCUCCACAAAAUAAGUUACAUUUAUCAUUAUCUGGACAGAUUUCAGCCCCACCUAGUACUGAUAGCCAGUGGUCAUCUAUGACAACUCUUUCUUCUUCCCUAGAAUUACCAACCACAAGUACCAAUCAUCAAAAUUCCCAUGAACUUGAUAGACAUGCUUUACCUUUACCAUCUGAUUCAGUGCCAGAUACUUGUAUGUCUUCACAAUUAAAUUCAGCGCCUGCUUCAGUGUCGAAUGUUUAUUCUAGCGGUGGUGGUGGUGGUGGUGGGAUGUUUAGCACAACAGAUGCAUUUUCAACUCAUUCUAACAAUUCAUGCUUUGGACUAGCUGAUAAAAAUAUGGAACUUCCCGAAUUGGGCAAUAUUGCAAUGUGGGCUCCACUUCCCCAGUUAGAUGUUUCAGGUCUUGGUGUUUUUCAUGUGCCGACAUUUUCAGAGGAUGAAGAAGAAGAAUUCGAUCAAUCUAUUGUGAAUCAGUUACACUUGGAUUUUGGUUCAUGUUUGCAGUAA